UCAGCACAGAUCGAUCGAAAGAGUGGGCAGGUUCAGUCUUCUUUUGCGAGUAAUAAAAAGACCACUCGUAUAAAUACAUAUCAGCAUACCCUCUAUCGUAUCAGUUCUUCAAUCCGAAUGAUUUACAAGCCCGGCUAAUCAUGAGGUACUCUCUCAUAAACGUUUUUGUUUGUCUACCGAUAAUCAGUUCGACGGUUUCGGCGCAAUUAUUCGUAGCGCACAUUCCAGCGGGAUACUUUGCUCGGUCCAACCUGAGCGACUGCCAUCAGCGAUUCCACAAUCGAACGCUCAUGGACCAGUGUUUGGUAUUUGGAGGAGUUCGCGCGAAUGUGACAGAGUUCCCGCAUAUGGCCGUUAUCGGUUGGGCAACAAGUGGAACGCAUAUCGCUUGGAAGUGUGGUGGGUCAUUGAUAACGACGCGGUUUGUUGUUACCGCGGCGCACUGUGCAGUGGACGAGGACAACAACGCUCCUAGCGUGGUGCGAGUCGGAGAUGUAAAUUUGGCGUCCGAUGAAGAUGAUAAAUAUGCACAGCAAGUAUCCAUCGCACGAUUUAUAAGACAUCCACAGCAUCGGUUCAGCAGCAAGUAUGAUGAUAUUGCGUUGAUCGAAUUGGAUCAAGAGGUGAACUUAACAUUGGGAGUUUGCCCAGCUUGUGUGUGGCAUAAUUCUCAUCUGCCAUACGAUAAUUUUGAUGUGGCAGGGUUUGGAGCUACUGGAUACGCCGAAAAAGGUAGCCCUUACUUACUUAAAGCAUAUCUGAAAAUGGAAACUACGGAAAAAUGCACCGAAGAAUUUGCGGCAACUCGAGGUCUACCAAAUGGAAUAACCGAGAAACAGCUGUGUGCUUCCAAUACCAAAAUGGAUACUUGUCAGGGAGAUUCAGGAGGACCACUGCAGAUUACUCUAAAUUCUUAUAACAGACAAAUUCCGACAUUAAUUGGAGUGACUUCCUUUGGUAGAAGCUGUGGUUUCGGUUCAUUUGGCGUGUAUCAAAAAAUCCAUCCUCACAUCAUGUGGAUAGAAUCAAUUGUUGGUGAAUCGUUAGACCUAUUAGAAUGCGCGAAAAAGUACGAGCAAUUCAGAGUAGAUCACCAACUGGAACCGGAGUGUAAAAUAGCUGGUCCUUUCGUUAAUAGGGUGGAGCUUCAUUGGGAACAUGGACAACACAACCCACAGUGUGCCGGGACUCUAAUCGAUUACAACACCGUUAUCACAUCAGCCAGCUGUACCACGAAUUCUGCUGGGAACGAGCCUCACUAUAUAUCCAUAUUGGGUUAUACAGUUCCCAUCUCCGAGAUUAAUCGUUUUCCAGAUUACACACCGGGAGUGCUGAAGCACAAUAUUGCUCUUAUAAGACUCAAAUUCUACUUAAAACCAAAUUUAAAAGUUGCUCCCGCUUGUCCAAUAUCAGGAUUUGACGGAGGUGGUAUUGGAUCGUUGAAAAUAGCACGUAACGAUUCCAUCAGCAAUAAGGAACCACUGUUUCUGCCAAUUCGCCAAAAAUGUGAUGACAAAUCGUUCUCCAGUCUACAUUUAGCGGAUGAUACUUCGGGCAACGAUAUGGACUGCUACAUCUCAAACUAUCGUCUAAUUCCAGGACUUUGCAACAUCGACGAGGGAGGACCAUUCCUGAAUCACGGUCACUCCUCGCUUCAAGGAAUCAACAUUUUACCAGGGGACUGUGGUUCUCAGAAUCCAUUGGUUGUGCUUAAAUUAGAUUCCUACAUCCCAUGGAUAGAAUCAUUCGUGCUUGACCGAUCGGUUACUCCAGAGCCACCAAUUUCAUUCCCAGAAGACAACUCCACGCUGUUUUUCAAACCAUGCCACACCCGAGAUGGUACGGAAGGUGUCUGCCUUAGUCAUUGGGGUUGCGGUGCGGAAAUUGUAAAACAAAAACAUAAUGGAACAGGAGUGACUAUGUGUGGAUUCGAAGGUGAUGUGGGGUAUAUAUGCUGCCCGCAAGGAAGCAUAGGCACUGUACCUUUACUGAUAUCACGGCCUAUUGAAUUACCUUUGAUUGAAAUAGAUACAAUAAAUCCGCUAGAGCCCUGAGAAAUGGUUUGAAAAUUAGUCAUAGGAUCAACACUUAAGAUGGAUGCACAGUAGACCACUUCAUGUUUUGAAAAGCAUAAAAAAUUCAACCGGUAAGCCCGGAAUCAUAAUUCUUAUGCUAAAAUGAGCCUUUUGUCAAAAUUUUAGCAAAUUCGGAUGA
Armigeres subalbatus is the source of this 2214-nucleotide messenger RNA. Its product is annotated as polyserase-2-like. The transcript is spliced from 3 exons. NCBI's taxonomy places the organism in Eukaryota, Metazoa, Arthropoda, Insecta, Diptera, Culicidae. The coding region runs from base 141 to 2054 and encodes 637 amino acids. The record is from RefSeq and is a predicted model, not a curated record. Gene Ontology annotation, biological process: proteolysis. Gene Ontology annotation, molecular function: serine-type endopeptidase activity.